This is a messenger RNA of Vigna unguiculata (cowpea), 1938 nucleotides long. RefSeq lists its product as uncharacterized. Lineage: Eukaryota; Viridiplantae; Streptophyta; Magnoliopsida; Fabales; Fabaceae. The record is from RefSeq and is a predicted model, not a curated record.
AUGACAGGAUCAUCAAAAAAUCAGGAUAAGCUCGAAGCAACUAUGAACCAGCUGUUGGCGAAUCAACGAAUCUUUCAGGAGGAAAUGACCAAUCGCAUGACUAAUCUCGAAGCACAGGUUCUCUCUCGUCACAACAACGGACCGGAAUCCUCUAACAACAGGAUUCUUCCAUUUUCCCGCACCACAGUAAAGCUAGACAUUCCGCGUUUUGAUGGAUCUAAUCCGUUGAGCUGGAUUUUUCAAAUUACACAAUAUUUUGACUUACACAACAUACCGGAAGAGCAACGACUUCAAAUAGCUUCAUUUUCCAUGGAAGGAGAGGCUCUCAAUUGGUUUCAAUGGAUGCAUGCUAAUAAUCAAUUGACCUCAUGGGCAACUUUCAUCCAUUGUCUAGAAAUCAGGUUUGUGCCGUCGCACUAUGAGGAUCCUAAAGGGGCCCUUUUCAAGCUAUGCCAAACGACCAACGUGAGAGAAUAUCAGGCUCAGUUUGAAUCCCUUGCCAAUAGAAUUGUGGGAUUACCUCCUCCAUUCUUUUUGAGUUGUUUUGUUUCGGGGUUAAAACCCGAGAUUAGAAGAGAGGUGCAGGCUUUCCAACCCAUUUCAUUGUCACAAGCUAUUAGCCUAGCCAAGUUGCAAGAGGACAAAUUUGCAGAUAUUGCAACCUCUAUUCGUUCCCAGCGUUUCACACCAAUAGCCCAAAGAUCAGUAGUAAACACUGAUUUUCCUUCAUCAAAACCAGUAUCCAUCCGAAACAGUUCCUUUCCUCCUCAAUCGAGCCCAAACACAAAUAAUCCUCCUAUAAAACGACUAUCGACCGCUGAACUACAAAAUAGAAGAGAGAAGGGUUUAUGUUACUAUUGUGAUGACAAGUACAAACCUGGACACAAAUGUAAGAAGCAAUUUAUGUUAUUGAUUGCUGAAUCGGAAGAUGCAGAGGGGGAUUUGACCCGUUUAUUGCAGGCUGAAACCCAAGAUCAAACCGACCCACCCAAUCCACUAGAUAAUGUUGCAGCCCAAAUUAGUUUCAAUGCCUUAUUGGGCCAUUCCAUUCCGCGGACACUGAGAGUUUUGGGCCACAUCCAGUCCUCAUCCAUUGCGAUUUUGGUGGACAGUGGCAGCACUCACAAUUUCAUACAAGAUCGAAAGGCUAAGUUCUUAGGUCUUCAAGCGGUUCCAGCGCAAGGGUUCCAUGUCCUUGUUGGCAACGGUGAAGAGCUUUCUUGUAAAUCUGUGUGCAAGCAAGUUCCCUUGCAUCUAGGGACACACAAAUUUCUAGUUGACCUAUUUGUUUUGCCAUUAAGUGGAGCAGAGCUGGUAUUGGGAGUUCAAUGGCUUACUACCUUGGGGCCGUUGGAAGGCCAAACUCGCGAAGUUCCGCAAGAGGCUUCCUCGCAUCAAUUGAGACGCUUGAUGGUCACUGAUGGAAUUGCGAAAAUGUUCCAAUUACAAUUGAUACCUUCUCCCAUGGAGCAACCUUGUCCUCAAGUCAUACCCGAUAUUUGCGAUCUACAUGGCAAAUACCCUCAAUUGUUUGCUGAACCACAUGGUCUUCCCCCUAUUCGUGAGACUGAUCAUCAUAUUCCACUCCUUGAAGGGUCCAAUCCAGUAAAUGUUAGACCGUAUCAGUACCCUUAUUUUCAGAAGCAUGAGAUAGAAAGACAAAUCAGAGAUAUGAUGAAUGAAGGCCUUAUUCAGAGAAGUACUAGCGCUUUCUCUUCUCCGGUAUUAUUAGUACGCAAAAAAGAUGGAACAUUGCGAUUUUGCGUUGAUUAUAGAGCCCUAAAUGCCAUCACGAUAAAAGAUCGUUUCCCAAUCCCUUCAAUAGAUGAGUUGAUUGACGAAUUACAUGGAACUCAAUGGUUUUCCAAGUUGGAUUUGAGAUUCGGUUACCACCAAAUCCGCAUGAGCCCAGUUGAUAUACCAAAAAUUGCUUUCUGA